Tarenaya hassleriana is the source of this 468-nucleotide messenger RNA. RefSeq lists its product as uncharacterized. Bases 38 to 358 code for a protein of 106 amino acids. NCBI's taxonomy places the organism in Eukaryota, Viridiplantae, Streptophyta, Magnoliopsida, Brassicales, Cleomaceae. The record is from RefSeq and is a predicted model, not a curated record. The transcript has 2 exons.
CUCUCUCUCUCAGUACGUAAUUAUAUUGAUUAUAUAUAUGUAUAUAAAAGAAAUAAGCAUGUGGGGAAACAGAAUGCCCAAUAAAAUCGCUGGAAUUAUCCAAUCGAGAAUCACAUACGCAUUGAUGGAACGACCGAGUGUCAAGGUUCCUCACGAUCAAGCCCGGGAAUCUCUCAUCGCGAUAGCGUACUCCUCACCCGAGGAGUCCAAGCCGUUCGAUAUUUCACCCGGAAACAAGGUCAUUGUUUCCAGCAAGAAAGGAGUCAAUCCGGCAGCUGGGGAUGAAGCAGAGAGGCUCAGGUCUGAACUCAUCUCAAUUUCCUACAUCCAGUCACCGGAUGCUGCCCUUUGCCCGUAGGCCAGCAAUGGUGUCUGUCACGGAUAGCAGUAUGCAUAAAUGUAUAGUUGGUAUUGAAGUCAUCUUCUCUAUGUCUCAAAGAGAAGUUAUAGAUUUUGGUGUGGUUGAAA